This is a messenger RNA of Spea bombifrons (plains spadefoot toad), 2549 nucleotides long. It is a transcript of the gene MFSD2A, whose product is annotated as MFSD2 lysolipid transporter A, lysophospholipid. Gene Ontology annotation, biological process: carbohydrate transport. Bases 397 to 1959 code for a protein of 520 amino acids. Gene Ontology annotation, cellular component: membrane. The record is from RefSeq and is a predicted model, not a curated record. Gene Ontology annotation, molecular function: lysophospholipid:sodium symporter activity. NCBI's taxonomy places the organism in Eukaryota, Metazoa, Chordata, Amphibia, Anura, Pelobatidae. The transcript has 14 exons.
UGAGGAGCUGCUCUGGAAAUCACAGCCCGGCUCUGUAAGGAGAUCCGUCUCACAUACCGGUAUAUCUCAGGAUCAUUAUCCGUCCCACAGACCGGUAUAUCUCAGCAUCAUUAUCCGUUCACACACCGGUAUAUCUCAGCAUUGUUAUCCGUUCACACACCGGUAUAUCUCAGCAUUAUUAUCCGUUCGCAGACUGGUAUAUUUUAGGAUUUUUUUUUUAUUCAUCAGUCCCAGACACCGGUACAUUUCAGGAUUAUUAUCAGCUCACAGAAACCGGUAUAUUUGAACAUUACUAGUGAUCCUAAACCAGGAAGAGAAGAUCGCCCCGCUGAGGUCUCCUCCGAGCGCACGGUGCGGGUAUCCCCUUCCUGCCUAUCCCGGCCCGCUCGGUAAGUGAUGGAGAAGCAGUCGGAGAGCUCGUCGUGUACCGUCUUACUGGACUCCAGUCAGGAUCAGGAUUCUCGGACCAAGAGCCGAUCGGGGAAACACAAGCUAUCAGUAUGCAGUAAGAUAUGCUAUGCCGUUGGAGGGGCUCCCUACCAGAUCACCGGCACUGCACUGGGAUUCUUUCUUCAGAUCUUCCUGCUUGAUGUGGUGCAGAUGGGUCCUUCUCGUGCAUCCAUCAUCUUAUUUUCAGGCAGGGUUUGGGAUGCCAUCACGGAUCCACUAGUGGGGUUCUUUGUCAGUAAAACCUCCUGGACCAGAUUGGGCCGUCUUAUGCCUUGGAUUAUUUUCUCCACUCCUUUGGCUGUGAUUUCAUACCUCCUCAUCUGGUUUGUUCCUGGAUUCUCUAGUGGCCAGGUCAUAUGGUACUUGGUGUUCUACUGUCUUUUUCAGACACUCGUUACGUGUUUCCACGUUCCAUAUUCCGCUCUCACUAUGUUCAUCAGCAAAGAGCAGAGCGACCGGGAUUCUGCCACAGGAUAUCGCAUGACUGUGGAGGUCUUGGGCACUGUCUUGGCUACAGCUAUCCAAGGGCAGAUUGUGGGUGGAGCGAAUACAUCGUGCGUGUCUGACCCCCUCCAGAGUCCAUUUCCGAACUCAUCCAUAUCAGUUGAAGAUAACACCAUGUAUGAUGAUCAGUCUCUAAAGGGCACAAGGGAUGCCUAUAUGAUUGCUGCGGGAGUGAUCUGUGGAAUUUAUGUGCUCUGCGCCAUUAUAUUGUCCCUGGGUGUUCGGGAGAAAAGAGAUUCCAAUGAACUUCUCUCUGACGAGCCGGUUUCCUUCUUUUGCGGACUCAAACUGGUUAUGAGCCAUGGACCCUAUGUUAAACUCAUCACUGCUUUCCUCUUCACCUCAAUGGCCUUUAUGAUGGUGGAAGGGAACUUUGCACUGUUCUUGAAACAUGCGCUGAAAUUCCACGACGAUUUCCAGAAUAUCUUGCUGGUAGUAAUGCUUUCUGCCACCCUAGCUGUCCCAUUCUGGCAGUGGUUCUUGACCAGAUUCGGAAAGAAAACUGCUGUCUAUUUUGGGAUCUCUUCUGCUAUUCCUUUUUUGCUACUGGCUGUGUUAAUGAACAGUAAUCUCAUACUUGCCUAUGUUGUGGCUGUGGGAGCAGGACUAAGUGUGGCUUCUGCCUUCCUUUUGCCUUGGUCUAUGCUUCCUGAUGUUAUUGAUGAUUUUCUUCUGAAGAACCCAGAUUCCAAAGGACAUGAGCCUAUUUUCUUUUCCUUUUAUGUAUUCUUCACCAAAUUUGCCUCCGGAAUCUCACUUGGGAUUUCCACGCUUAGCCUGGAUUUUGCAGGCUAUAAGACCGGUCUUUGCCCGCAGCCAGAACAAGUGACUGUGACCCUGAAGCUGUUGGUCUGUGCGGUUCCCUUUUUCCUGAUAUUGGUCGGGCUUUUCCUCUUCAAACUAUAUCCUAUUGAUGAGGAGAAAAGAAGAGAAAACAAGAAGGCACUCCGAGAAACUGACAGAGACUCAAGUUCUGACUCUUUGGAAUUAGCGAGCAACGUAUGACACUGGAUAAGCGCUUUUCCAAGGUUUACACGCGGACACUGUAGAAAGAGUCUGAUUACUCUACAGUGGGAGCAAGUAUCAGCCGUGGCGUCUCUGCACUAUUCCUCCUAUGGCAUACCGUGCCUCCUGGUGCUAUCUGUGCUUGCCACAAACUGAAUGCUACAGUCCUGCUGAAUGUUCAACUAACAAAGUAGUAAUGCAACUGUAAAUUUAAGUGUUUUUUUGUAUAUAUGGAUCUCUUCUCAUAUUUAUGAGGAGUUUAGAAAAACACAGCGUGUAGUUACUUUAGCUCAUUCAUUUUUUUGGAUGAAACUGGAGUUUUUCUGUGUGUCAAACGGUUUAUAACCAAAACUGUUUUACAGCGUUUAUGUAUGUAAAUAUAUAAUUAAUGUGCAUAAGUUUAAAUUAAAAGUUACUGUGUUUGUGGGUGUCAUGAAUAUUAACGUUCAUAGACGCAUAAACACAUACAUGUAUUAUUAAAUGGUAUAUGCUUUUGGCCUUUACAUAAGCACUAAAACAAAAAACAUUUUUCCAUGGCAAGUUAAAUAACAAAAAAAAAAAUCAGACAAUAAAUGCUUAAAUUACAAAAA